AUGCCUGAAGCACGUGAAAUGUACGAUGAAUAUGCUGUCUUGAAGAACCCUUCUCCAGAUUUUGACCCUGUCUGCUGCAUGCCAUCGCGGUACAGCGUCUGGACCAUGCAUCCGUUGCUUUUGCUGAUGACAUGGACUUGGUUCAUGAGCCAGGUUCUUUGCAGCGAUCUUUCCAACUUCCUGGCUGAGCUUCCCAGCUGCGCGGAGAGCUGUGUUCUGAAUUUCGUCACAGCAUCUUCUUACGGCACAAACGCAACAUGUGUCUGCAACGAUCCAAAGCUGAAAAGCGACUUACUACCAUGCGUGGAGAGUCAUUGCCUUCCCAGAGAAGGUCUCGCCGCGAUAAAUUUGACCUCGGUGGCAUGUGACUUCCCCAUACGCGACAAGCACGAACAAUUCAAUAUUCUCACUAUCACGUUAAUUGUCAUUACUGGGAUUACAGUUGGUCUUCGGUUCAUUGAGAAGAUACGAUAUGGGCCUGGACUCCAGCUCGACGAUUAUGUUAUCACGGGCGCUUUUCUGGUCAAUUUAGGCAACUCGAUUGUCUGUUUGCAUGGCCUCUCUGGGAAUGGUCUGGGAAGAGAUGCUUGGAGGUUUGGUCCAGAAACAAUCACAUCAUAUCUAUGCCCUAAGUUCCUCUACGCUGGCCAAACGCUUUACGCGACGGACGUUUUCGCAACUAAAAUCUGCGUUCUUCUCUUCUACCUCCGCAUAUUCCCCGGAGUUAUAAUUCGAAGGCUGAUAUGGGGAACUGUUGGCACGGCAGUCCUGUGCAUGGUUAUCUUUGAUCUGCUAGCACUCUUCCAAUGCCAGCCAAUCAGCUUCUAUUGGAAGGGUUGGGACCAACUACAUAAGGGCCAUUGCAUAGGGAUCAACGGACUAGCAUGGGCAAUUGCUGCUGUUGGAAUAAUCCUAGACUUCUGGAUGCUUGGGAUCCCGAUCUCUCAAUUGAUUCAUCUGCAGAUGAAAUGGAAGAGGAAACUUGCAGUCGCCUCAAUGUUCGGCGUGGGCACUUUCGUGACGGUUGUCAGCAUCCUCAGACUACGUUAUCUAGUAGCAUUUGGCAAUUCUUCUAACCCUACAUGGGAUAGCUACGAUACAUGCUACUGGUCAGUCAUUGAACUGAACGUCGGUAUUUGGUGCGCUUGCAUGCCAAAUCUUCGAGUCCUGAUGCUCAAGACCUUUCCAAGACUGCAAAGCUCAGUCGACGCUACACCAAGAAGCAACCAAUACAACUCAUCUACAGCACGGAGGCCAAUAAGAGUGCCGAGCAAUACGCCAGGUCUAGCUGACAACGCCAUGUAUAGGGUGAGGUCUGAACAGGGGCGCAAGGUCGACGGCUCAUCUAGCACAGCGGAAUUAGUUGAGAUGACAAGAAGAUCUCCUCUGGUGGUUCAGCCUCGUCUUGGAAAUCCUGGAGUUGGGUGCAAGGUCUCGUGUGUCCAGCUCGGACAUCCCGUCGUUGCACUGUCCCUUUCUGUCCCUUCUUACCUGCUCGGUACCGCAGGAGCCCUCAGCGUAUCCGGUCGAGCCCUCGGCGGCGCCAUAGGCAUCACGAUCUUCACAUCUAUCUAUCACAACAAGAUGGGCACCGCAUUGCCAAAAGCUGUUGGCUCAGUUCUUGCGGCCGCGGGGCACUCGAGCCUACUUCCAGAAGUGCUGAGCGCCAUCAGCAACGGAAACCCAACUGCCCUAUCAAAUGUAUCUGGUCUGCCAGCUUCACUGAUCCCCGAAGUCCUCGCAGCCAACGACCAUGCCAAUACGUACUCAUGGAGGUUUGUAUGGAUCGCUAUCUCGGUCGUAGUGGCGGCGAAUGCAGUAGCUGCAUGCUUCCUGAAGUCGGUUGCUAGUCAGAUGAACAGCCAUGUUGAGUCUGCUCUGGAGGAGUCAGAUGUUCGCCGGAAGCAGAUGCGCGAUAUUUAG
Fusarium tjaetaba is the source of this 1923-nucleotide messenger RNA. Its product is annotated as integral membrane protein PTH11. The transcript is spliced from 10 exons. The record is from RefSeq and is a predicted model, not a curated record. Lineage: Eukaryota; Fungi; Ascomycota; Sordariomycetes; Hypocreales; Nectriaceae. The coding region runs from base 1 to 1923 and encodes 640 amino acids.